Diachasma alloeum is the source of this 2085-nucleotide messenger RNA. RefSeq lists its product as uncharacterized. The transcript has 9 exons. NCBI's taxonomy places the organism in Eukaryota, Metazoa, Arthropoda, Insecta, Hymenoptera, Braconidae. The coding region runs from base 341 to 1978 and encodes 545 amino acids. The record is from RefSeq and is a predicted model, not a curated record. Gene Ontology annotation, cellular component: membrane.
UAGUCAUAAAAUUUUGGGUUCUCCCGAGCGGCCAAGGUCUCUCUCAAUAGCUAGUGUCAGUGUAAGAUAAAUUCAAACGGAAACAGAUAAUAACCAAUCGCACAAACACAGUCAGAAGGGAAGUAACAUCUCCGCCCUCAUUCCCUCCCGGUAUUAAGCUCUAUAUUGUAGCGCUAAAUGACAAAAACGUUUGAAUAACGGCCGUUCAUUAUGACUCUAUCACUCUUAAAUAUAAGCCAAUAGCAUUUGAAAAUUGAAUUCUAUGCUAAUAUCGAAAAAAGAAAAGGGAUGUUUUAAAGUUGACAUUUUAAGAGAAAAAUUUACAAGUGAAUGAACUACGAUGAAGUAUAUAUUUAUAUUGCUGAUUGCCAUAUUAGAACUCUGGCAGUAUACUAUUGGCUCAUGGGAUAGUGGAUUGAGGUGUCCACUAGUUUCUUUGAAGAAUGGUAAAGUUCAAAUAAGAAGACGUGGAAAAAUAAUAAGAUUCAAAUGCUAUGACGGUUUCACUCUCAUUGGAGAUAAAUAUUCUACCUGCGUCCGUGGUAAUUGGGAUACUUCAAUACCAGUUUGUGUUAAUUCUCAAUGUCCAAAGUUAUCAGCGCCUGAUCACGCGCUUGUUGCACCCAAAUAUAAUGGAGCAAUACUUAUAUUUUUUUGCGAACCUGGAUAUGUGCUCAUUGGUAGUGUUGAGAUUUAUUGUAACGGAAAGCAGUGGAAUGGUACAGCGCCUUAUUGCAGAGAUACCACUAUUACAGCACCAACAAAAUGUGAUUUUGAAACUCCAGACUUGUGUUGGUGGGAGCAGGAUCCCAAACAUGACUUUGAUUGGCGGAGACAUAAUUUUCAGACACCAAGUUCGCACAUUGGAACUGGUCCUACACAUGAUCAUACCCUUGGCCCUGGAAAUGAUGGCUAUUAUCUGUAUAUUGAAGCAUCUGGCAGACUCGUCAAUGAUACAGCACGAAUUAUAUCACCACUGUAUAAUGCCUCAUUGACCAAUUCUGGAUGUUUUUCUUUCUGGUAUCAUAUGUAUGGUGCUACCAUCGGUACAUUACGAAUUUACUUGAAACUUGAGUCAAAUCCAGAUAAUCUUCAAAUAAUGUUUGAAAAGCAUCAUAAUCAAGGCAAUCAAUGGCUCCAUGGAAUUUUCAAUCUUCCCAAAACCAGUGACAACUUUCAAAUUAUUAUUGAAGGCGUACGGGGUGCUGGUUAUGUGAGUGAUCUAGCAGUGGAUGAUGUUGCUAUUCUCCAAGGUGAAGAGUGUUUACAAGCACAAACACCCAAUGACAAUGUAACUAGUGCAUCUGUAAAAGAACAAGAUGAUCAAAUUGAAAUAAUCAAUGCAGCGCAGAGUUGUCGAGGAAGAUGUGGUAAUAAUAUAAAAUAUAUGGGCACUUGGACAACCAUAAUACCAACAACAUCGCCUGAUGCAUGCCAUUGUUCCUUCGAUUGUGCUGAUAAUUCUACAUGCUGUCCUGACUUUGCUGAGUACUGUGUUUUAGCUACUGCUGAUGAUUCAUACACUCCUCCAACUGGUAAUAAUGGAUUUACAAUGCAAUAUCAUUAUGUUUCAACGCCUGUCGAGCCCAAAGAUGAAUUGGAGCCUUACACAACAAAAUUGACUUAUCCUAUGACUAAAAGUACGAUCCACCCGGAAACUCCGUUCGUAUCAUUUAAGACGAAUCAUUCUGAUGCGACAACUGAAACACAUUUCAUGAUUGAGCAAGUGCAACAAGUGCAAUCUCACGUGUCUCUGAGUUCAACUGCAAUCAUCAGCAUAAUAGCUGCUCUCAUAGUAUUGGCAACAGUUGUAACCAUUGUCAUUAUCUUCAUUUGGACAUGGCGAAAAUCUUAUGUACGUGGUGCAAAAUCGAGUAAGGGCUCUGGAUUAUCUGAAGAUAGUGAUGUCCGAUUUUUGACAUCUGACGAAAUUUUGGAUUUUAAUCUUGCACGACCAAUGGAGAACGAUGAGCCGUGAAUCACUGUUCAUUAUUUCUUUAGCCUCUGAUUUAUACUUUAAAAUUUAUGAUUACCUAAACAUAAUUAUUAGUAUUUUUUUUAAAUCAUCAUUUCAUGUGUGUAAAA